Porites lobata is the source of this 13595-nucleotide messenger RNA. Lineage: Eukaryota; Metazoa; Cnidaria; Anthozoa; Scleractinia; Poritidae. The record is from the annotation of a GenBank genome assembly.
AUGGCAAAGAAGACGUACAGAAAGAUCGCCAGCUCUGCACACUCGGAAAACAUAAGCUUUACUUCUUCUCUUUUUUUUCACUGGAUGAACAUUUUGAUGAAGACUGGGAGUGAACGAGCUGUUGAUGAAAAUGAUCUUUUACCUCUUAAAGAAGAAAACACUUCUUCGUUUUUGACAAAGAAACUUGAGGCAAAAUGGACCGAAGACACCGCUGAUAGUAAACUAUAUGACGUUAAACCAAAACUUUGGAAAAGCGUAUUGAAGAUGUUAACUGCGAAGGAAAAAAUGAUCUUAGUUUUGACUAUGAGUGUCGAGAUACUUUGUCAUAUUCUUCAGCCGCUGCUUCUUGGAUAUCUUGUGAAAUCGCUGAUGACAGCAGAGCCACACAAUAUGUAUCUUCUCUAUAGCAGUGCCAUCGCACUAGGGAUAAAUGGAGUGAUCUCUUCUGUUGCCAUGCACCAGGCUGACUACCACUGGGAGGUGUUGGGUAUCAAAAUAAGCGGCGCUCUUAAAGGAUUAGUGUAUAUGAAGGUAAUGAACAAAAAUGUAAGAGACGGCCAGAUGUGUCCACACCGAUGAGGAGGUGGGCUUAAACCUUUAAGCCAGUCCAGUUAACUCAACUGGCCUGGGCCGAAAUAGAGCCUAUGACAGCGUUCACACUUGGUGUCCGGGCACAGUGCCCAAGUUUUGUACUCGCUUGGCACUAAUGUGUAAGAACUUGCUCCAGAAUUCGUGCUCCGUGCCUGUGCCCGAGUACAUCGCUACUCGAGCACUCAAGAGGGCACUGGGUCCCUCUGUGCAUGCACACCGUAUUCAGUUCGGGGCAAUCCACUGCUUUGUACUAACCGCUAAGGACAAGUUCAAAAAUGGCGCUUGACAGGACGAAAGGGACUUUAUACGCAGAAGAAAACUAUUGAUUGAGCGAGAAAACACUCAAGGUUUUUCUUGACCAAUGUCAAAUAAGUUUACAAAUCUAUGAUCGAGGGCAUGAAUACGUUCAUACCCAAAGUCCAGCUUACCGUACUAAAUUGUGCUUUUUUGGGGUAUAAGGAAAAUAGGCCAUUUCCGAGUUGCGUCAAGAUAUUAUGGCUAGAUAUUCCAGAGCACUUAUCUGUCAAUUUAGAAUUUAUACAAAAACGAGCCCUUUAGAUUGUUUUCCCAGACUAUAGUUAUGAUAAAGCUCUGACCUUCUCUGGCAUGGAGGUUAGGCAUUUGUCAUGAAGUUAUUAGUGUACAAUUAUGAUCCUGAUCUGGCCGUGAAAAGCCUUUCUGUCCUUACAUUAGAAUCAAAAAAGAGAAUGAUUUUAUUACCUUUACAUUUUUAGACCAGUUUCAUAACAACCAUAACCUUUUGUAUGUGAUAGCAUCGUGAUUGUGAAUUUUACAACUUGGCAAUUUAGUUGUAUCUUACCGCAAAGAGUGGAAUAGACGAUGUUUAUUUAUAUUAAACAAGCAUCUGUUUACAGGCAAUGCUAAGUGCAGAGCCAUGGAUAUGAAAAUCACUUUUUAUUCUCAUGCAAAUAGAACUCGUUUUCAGAGGAAACGAUUUGCGCCUCGCCUAGUUUUGACAGGGAGAGUUUUUGGAACUCAGAAAUGGCCUAUAAAUAGGUAAAGUUAUUGCAAAUGUAAUUUUUCAUUAGUCUUCGGUAAUUGACAACCCCCAUACGCUGUGACAACGUUAAUAGUAACAAAGCUAUUCCGUUAAGAAAUAACAUUUUUGCAAAGAUGACUUACGAACUUUAUUUUCUUGUUGCAGACGCUUCUUCUCAGCAAGGAUUCAUUGCUGAGACUUUCAUCAGGUCGAGUUAUUGAUCUCGUAUCAAACGAUGUUCAGCGACUAGAGAGCGAUACUUUCAUGUAUUUUUUUGCUGGAGUUCGAAGCAUCAUAGAACUUUUAAUAGUAACCUUUUUACUGGUCUGUUUUGUUGGAUGGCAGGCUCUAAUGGGGAUUUUUUUACUGUGUAUUGUUCUGCCAUGCUACCUUUUUUUCGCCUAUGCUGGGGCUUUACUACGCCUACGUACAGCCGCAGUUUCUGAUCGCCGCAUCACGAUGAUUGGCCAGGUUGUUUCUGGAAUCCGCGCCAUCAAAACAAAUGCAUGGGAAGAUGAAUAUAGAGAAAAGAUAAAGAGUGUGCGAAGGUAAGAAAAACUUUAACAUUGCAUAAAUACAAAAAAGGUUCUGAAAAAGCGAGGAUUUUUUUGUCAUAUCCAUAAGCAAUUGAUUUUAAACUUACACUUUUCCUGGUUUGAAGCAAUUAAUAAAAAAAAAACUUUGUAUAAUGUUUAAUAAACUUAAUUUCAUGAAAAUGGAACGGAAAUUUAAGUUUGGUUUAUUUAGCUCAUUCCUAGCUCGUCUCAGAUCCAGCCGACCAAGCUUGGCAGUGCUUAAAAAGGGAGGCGAAGUUUCAAAACUUCAGAAGAUCGUAGCUCAGCUCGAGAGCACUUGAACUGGUCUUGAGUUGAGUGGGAGAGACAAAUACCCUCGUGGUUUCGCGAAUUGACCCAUGAUCGUUGAUAUUUACGCUCACAAGUGACAAGGUUGACAAUUGGGUUGAAAAAAGGAGGCGCUGCCGUGUUUUUGUUUGAUUGUCUUCAAAGAGUCUAAGUACGAACUGAAUGUCUCGUUUCGUGUUCUCCGAACAUCCCGCGUGGGCUAUCACGGCGGCAAAACUCAUAGAAAGUGAGAUCUACCGCCCAAAUAACCAAUCAUAAUCACCAAUAGUUCUUAGAAAAAUCAAAGGUUAAAUUUAUUGUCAAAGAUAUCGUGCUAUUUAGCAUCGGAUAAAUUCUCUCUGGUAGCAGUAAAUAUCAAGACAGUCAAUAUCAAAUGAAGUGAUUUUAUUUCCAAGUUUAUUUCAAAGCGCCCUACACCAUUGUAUCUUUUAACAAGAAUAUAACCUUUCAAGCUCUUUAACACUUGAAAAAUUCCUUGUAUUUUAUUUAUAGGGAGGAAAUCGAUUUGACCACUAAGAAGAGUGCUUUUAUGUCUAGCAUUGCUGCUCUCGAAUACAUUUCAACACCAUUGGCAACCCUGGUGACUGUCAUCACUCUUAUACUAACUGGUCAGCCGGUGACACCAGUUAACGUCUUUACAUUCCUCUCUUUUAUCAAUGUUUUGAGUGGGGGCUUCUGUAUGAUCUUUUCCUAUUCCUCCAUCCAAACAUACGACGCUUACGUAUCACUGAGCAGAAUACAAGACUUUCUUCUUUUAAACAAUCUUGAUUCAACGAAAACCACGAUACAUCCGCCAGAAGGAACAGAAAAAUCAUGUUUUUCUAACAACUCGAAAAAAAGUCAGCAAGAAACUAUUUUACGGGUCAAUCAGCAACAGCAAAAAAAUGAAUCAGAAGAAUCGUCUUUGCAAUUUACUGAUUUCACCGCUGAAAAAGGGAGUUUAACAGUCAUAACCGGACCAGUGGGCAGUGGCAAAUCUACUCUUUUGUCAGCAAUUGCUGGGGAAGUACCAGACCGAAACGGGGCUAUAACAUUCAGAGGAAAUGUUGUUUAUGUGCCGCAGAUUGCUUGGAUAUUCUCUGGAACUAUUAGAGAAAACAUUUUGUUUGGCGAACAGUACGAUGAGGACAAGUACAACAGAGUCAUUGAAGCAUGUGCUUUGACUCAAGACAUCCAAAAGUUUCCUGACUGUGACCAAACGAUCGUGGGAGAGCGUGGCGUGGUGCUUAGUGGUGGUCAGCGGGCAAGAGUAAGCUUAGCACGCGCAGUCUACGCCGAAGGAGAGCUUUACUUGUUGGAUGAUCCCUUAAGUGCUGUGGACUCUAAAGUUGCCCAUCACAUUUUUAGGGAAUGCAUCAAAGCCUUGCUUGGAAAGAAAACUCGGUUAAUGACGUCUCAUCAAGAACGAAUCAUGCGUGACGCCGACAACGUAAUUGUAUUAUCUAAAGGCCGAGUAUUGAGCCAGGGAAAUUUCACUGAGCUAAAUGAAAGUGGUAGCCUGAAUAAAACUGUCGAACCAAUAUACGAAAAGGCAAACAAAUCGGAUAUUAGUGUUGGUGAGGACGCUAAAGACGAAGAAGAAAUUUCUGACAUGAGUGGUACACCUGUACGUAAAGAAGUGCAGGGUCUCCACUUAUCAGAAGAAGAUCGCGCCAUUGGAGUGGUGUCAUCAGGACUUUACUGGAACUACUUUAGAAGCGGAGUUCCUCUGCUGGUAAUCAUCGCAGGAAUUUGCCUAUGUUUAAUAAGUCAAGGUAAUGUGCCUUAAGAUAAUAAUAACUGAUCCUCACCACCACACAUUUUUUACCCUGGGGAAAGUGCGGUCGAAUGAAUCCGAAUCGUAUUUUACAAAAAUAUUUCCUUAGCCACGAGAAAAUAAUAAUUAAUUCGCACUUUGCAGCAACUCUUGGAAAACCACAUUAAUGUUCGUGACCGGUGCCAAAUUACUGAAAAAAUAAGGGUUAUUUAUUAUUAUUUUUUUUUUUUUGUAUUUUAAUGAAUUUUUUGUUUUAAAAUGUUUUACAUUUUUGUUUACAUUCUGACUUAUGAACACGGAACACGUAAAGAAAAAGUACAAAAAACGGAAAGGAAAACUAAACAUUAUACAUCGCAGACUAACACACAAUUACAUACUUACAAAAAAGAAAACAAACGAAACAAAAACCCAGUACCUUCUUUUCUAUUUACAUGAAAAAAAAAGUAAAAUAAAAUAAAUAAAUAAUAAAGAUUAAUAAUAAAUGAAGUAAGCGGAGAAGAGAUCGUAUGCUAAUCAGUUUUAUAUUUGCCCCAUUUCAUAUUGUGGGUCUCCAACUUAUUGUUUGACUUAGCGAUCAUUGUCUCUAUUAAGAAGACAGUAUUAAUUUUGGAAUGAAGAACUCUGAUGUAGGGAGGAUAUUUGUUCUGUCUACAAGAGUAUAGAUAUUGUUUUGCCAGUAAUAAAAUAUGAUUCACAAAUAUCUCAUCCUCACAUCCAAUAAUACCAAACAGUAUAUCUUUGUCUGAAAGAUUUUCAAUCUUGACCUUAUGAUCAACAAGCCAUUUUAUAACCUCAGACCAGAAAUUCUUAGUAUAAUGACAAGACAGGAAAAGAUAAGGGUUAUUUGGCCAUUCAACAAAAACACUGGAUUGCGUCUUUAAUUAAUGAUUAUUUCUGAAUUGUACGACGAGAAUGCCAUUCACAUAUUAGUGAGUAAAUAAGAAAAUUCAGAGCAACCUGAAACCCCACAACCUAACUGCAUAUGAUUGGAUCUGCUUAUAAAUUGAUUUGUUGAAUUGAAAAACUAGUGACGGCAUCAAUUUUUGGUUUCUGCUCCAUUUUUUGUUUUGUUUUUUUUUUUGUUUUGUUUGUUUUGUUUGUUUGUUUUAAUAAUAAUGAAUAAUGGCUAUACUGGUUGCAAAGUAUUAAUGGAAAAGAUUGUCUUUAAACUUGAGUUGAUUUAAUACAUUCAUGUUUUAUUUUGAAGCUGUAGCUGGGCAUUCUGCUGAUCUCAAUCUUUGAAUUCUCCUAACUUAUGUCCAGGAUUGAAUACAAUCUCGAGUUUUCAGUUCUUGGUUUCCAUUGGUUAGCAUGGACUUUGGCUUAAAUCACUUUGGCUAGACCAGUGAAAUUUGCCCUUUAUUAUUUAUUGGUUCUUCAUCCAUUCGAUCUAACCAGUCAGAUCUGUUUUAUUGAGAGCUAAUCAGAUUCGAGUAUUUCUUUUUAAUUGUUAUCGUUCCAUUGCAUUUAAAACUAACGAGAGCUACGUACUAUCUAUCUUAUAAUGAAAGUUUUCUACGACUGCGUAUUUGAAUAGCCCUCUACUAGAAAGUUCAAAUGCAAGGCAGCUAUCAGUGUGUUCUUCGCAAGAGUUCUGCCUGUUGACAGGAAUGAUCAUGUUUAGUUGUAAGGAUAUGGACAAAUGAAAAAACGUGACUGGUCACCGGGGAAAGGCUGUCAUAGUCUGGUGAAAAUAAACUUCAUUCAUUAAUUCAUUCUUUCAGUUUUGCCAUUAACCAUAUACAAAUACAACAAUUACAAUAUAUCUAGAAAUUUAUGAUACAUUAAUAGAGAAUACUUCAUGGAAAGUGCUGGCGUACGGUAUUUACGCACGAGUUGUUGACGUAUCAGAAAUCGAACGAGUGAGCGCAGCGAACGAGUAAGAUUUCUGAUACAAAAACAACGAGUGCGUAAAUACCGUACAAAGCACUUUCCAUGUGGUAUUGUGUUUAUUAUAUACAUAUUGAGACAUUCAUCAUUUGGCGACCUUUUUAUUUUAAAUCUUUCAAAAAUGCUAAAAUUUGCCGCUACACACUUACCGCAAAAUGACAACGAAAACGAAGUAUCAGCUUUUUAGUAAAAACGUUUGUUAAAAACAUAAAUGACGGUAAGGAUAUGAGGUAAUCCAAGAACUAUAAGUAAUCUUAACUGUUUGUUCUCAAUGCACAAUUGAAAAUGAGUGAAUUUAAGUAAAAUGGCCGGUUUCAAUAUAAGAUUAAGCUUAAAUGAAAGGCAAAAUAGCUCCGACAAAAAGCACAACAAAAGUUUACUUCUCGUUCUGUUUUUUCCUUUCCGCUGUUGUUUCGCCGGUUCUCUACCGUUUUCUUUAUCGACAGUGAAACAAACGAAACUAUUCCACUCCAUUUCCGAAAUGUUUUUCACUUUUUAGCGAGAAAAACUCUUUGAGUAAAACUUUUCUCGUUGAAUGUGUGCGAAGCGGCGCUGCAAGCUCCAAUAAAAGGCGGGAAUUUUGGUGCGAAACUCACACACCUCUGUGGCUUCUGAUUGGACGUAUCAUUUUUCUCACACGUGAAAAAACAUCGUUCGCGAUUCUGAUUGGACGUAUCAUUUUUUUCACGUGUGAAAACCAUCGUUCGCUCCUCUGAUUGGCUAGAACUAAUUUGCGUACUAAAAUUUACGACAUAGCUUUUUGGUGAGUAUUUCUCAGUAUGUAUAUAAUAAAUAGAGAAUACUUCAUGGAAAGUGCUGACGUACGGUAUUUACGCACGAGUUGUUGACGUAUCAGAAAUCGAACGAGUGAGCGCAGAGAACGAGUAAGAUUUCUGAUACAAAAACAACGAGUCCGUAAAUACCGUACGUCAGCACUUUCCAUGUGGUAUUGUGUUUAUUAUAUACAUACUGAGACACUCGUCAUUUUGGCGGUCUUUUCAUUUUAAAUCUUUCAAAAAUGCUAAAAUUUGCCGCUACACACUCACCGCAAAAUGACAACGAAAACGCAGUAUCAGCUUUUUAGUAAAAACGUUUGUUAAAAACAUAAAUGACGGUAACGAUAUGAGGUAAUCCAAGAACUAUAAGUAAUCUUAACUGUUUGUUCUCAAUGCACAAUUGAAAAUGAGUGAAUUUAAGUAAAAUGGCCGGUUUCAAUAUAAACUUAAGCUUAAAUGAAAGGCAAAGUAGCUCCGACAAAAAGCACAACGAAAGCUUACGUCUCGUUCUGUUUAUCCCUUUCCGCUGUUGUUUCGCCGGUUCUCUACCGUUGUCUUUAUCGACAGUGAAACAAACGAAACUAUUCCACUCCAUUUCCGGAAUGUUUUUUACCUCUUUAGCGAGAAAAACUCUUUGAGUAAAACUUUUGUCGUUGAAUGUGUGCGAAGCGGCGCUGCAAGCUGCGAUAAAAGGCGGGAAUUUUGACGCGAAACUCACACACCUCUGUGGCCUCUGAUUGGACGUAUCAUUUUUUUCACGAGUGAAAACCAUCGUUCGCUCCUCUGAUUGGCUAGAACUAAUUUGCGUACGAAAAUUUACGACAUAGCUUUUUGGUGAGUAUUUCUCAGUAUGUAUAUAAUAAAAGAUAAUAUGCCCUAUUCUAACUAAAUUAUUUACAAAAUUAAAUGUUUAAAGUGAUACUGACAAGGAAGCCUAGUAUAUAGAAGCGGGUCUCUUAUAAACUAUACGCAUCCUGAACUAUAUGGUAAACCAUGCAAGUUAAAGGUACUGAAUGAAAAUUUGGGCUAAUUUUUAAAAGUAAAGAAAAGAAAAAAGAAAAGAUAUGCAGUUCAGCAAAGAGUAUAUUUGACUCAAGAAAGAAGGGAUUUGUUAAGUUUUUUGCCUAACAAACUGAUACUUUCACCGUUUUGAAUUUCACGACUUAGCGAGUUGAAAAACUUAGGACCUUAAAACCGAAUUGAGAAUUUUCGAAAACUAGUUCGACAAUGAGGUAUAAAUACAAAAAGGUUGGAAUUUCUAGUAUUAUGCGAAUGUAUCUGCCUUGCAAGAGUAAACAUAUCACGGAAAUAAUUAGGAAGUAAAACGUCUCUUAAAAAGAUUCGUAAAUUUACCUUUUUGAUAUAAAUAAAUGUCCGAGAAUUUUAAAAUCCCCUGCUCUUUGCUCUUGAAAAAAAAACACUGGUAAGAGAAUCAAAAGAAACUUUAGAUUUUUUUCUGAUUAUCUUCUUUGCAGAAUAAUAAUCCGACUUAAAUUAGACUGAUGUGCCGAUCCCCACACUGAAACACAAUGUAUUAAGUAAGGGUAAACUAGACUAUAGUAAAAUAGCGUAAGGAAGUUUUGGUAAGGAAAAAACUUGACUUAUAAAUAAUACCUAUUGAUUUGGAUAUUUUUUCUAGAAAUGCUAAGACUUUGAGGCUUCCAUGACAAAUGCUCGUCGAGGACAACACCUAAAAAUACUGUUUCUUUCACACGUUCAAUUACAUUGUUGUCAAUUUGAAAAGAUAUAUCAAGUGUUUGCCUCCUUUGGCGUGGCCUAGCUAAAAACCAUAAAAUUCGAUUUUUUUAAAAGUUAAUGGACAGUUUAUUUGCUCGACACCAUAGUGUUAAUUUAAGCAUUCCAGAAUUCAAGAUUUCAGGACGUAAAUAAAAAUCUUUGUGGGAAAAAAAUAUGUUUGAGUCAUGAGCAAAACGAAUUAAGUCCACCACCUUUGACACAUUGCACAGAUCAUAUAUAAGGAGCAGAAAGAGCAGGGAGCCUCGUAUAGAGCUCUGAGGCACCGCGCACGUAAUUUUGCAAGCCUCUGAACUGAUACCAUUAAAUUCCACAUAUUGCUGUCUAUUGCUUAGAUAGCUUUUGAACUAUCUAUUAAGUGCAGUGCCUCGAACACCAUAACGCUCUAAUUUUGAAGUUAAAAUGUUAUGUAUUUCUUAUUUUCAAUAACAGUAGAGAUUUUGUCAUAUAAAAAAGUAAGAGCAUAAGCAGUGGGGUGAUGCUUGCGAAAACCAUGCUGAUUGUCAGAGAGAAUGUUAUGAUUGUUAAGAAACCUUAAAAGACCAUUGUUCAUUACUCUCUCUAGAAUUUAGAGAAUGCUGGUAAAAGAGACACGGGUCUUUCUAGCCUUUUUUCAAGUUAAAAAAAAAAAAUAGAAAAACUUAUACCAUAUUCAAACAUUAAACUUCUUGUAGGAUUAGAAAAGACGCGAAAACAACAAGCAUAUAACAAGCCACAACACACCAUCUUUGUUUUUAAGGUCACAGAUUAAUGCCAGUCUUCUUCACAGACAUCCAAAAAUGCAUGACUCCAGGUGUAUGACUUAAUUCGUUUCUGACCAUCAUUUUUCUUGUAUUUCCUUUAGCAAUGCUUGUUUCCUGCGAUGUGUGGCUAUCGCUUUUGACAAAGACACACCCCGAGGAUCAAAAGAACGAGACAAACCUUGUCAUCUAUGGCUCUCUUGUUGGGGCAUCUUUCAUAUUUCUCAGCAUUCGGGCAUUUAGCUUCUAUCUGGUAUCUUUACGAUGUUCUGAACGUCUUCAUGAUAAAAUGGUUGCGGCUGUUCUACAGGCACCAGUCGUAUUCUUCGAUUCAAAUCCUGUGGGAAGAAUUAUGAAUCGUUUCUCUAAAGAUAUAAGUUGCAUGGAUGAUGUACUACCCAAAACGUUUGUGAGAGCAAUCCAAAGGACCUUGCUGAUGUUCACCUCAAUACUUCUACCAACUGUCAUCAACCCUUGGCUUCUGUUUGCUCUUACGCCAAUAGCUGUGUUAGCGGGAGUUAUUUCAAGAUAUUACUUAAAGACGUCAAGGGAGCUGCAAAGGCUGGAGUCAGUUAGUCGCAGUCCAGUCUUUUCUCACUUUUCAGAGACGCUGGAUGGACUGGACACAAUUCGGACGAGAAGAAAAGAAAAAGAUUUCGUGGAUGAGUUUUGCAGGUACUUUACUCAUUUCUUUUGUCUUUGUUGUUGAAUAAUUUUGAUACGUGUAUUCUGAAUAGCUCAAGUUUGAACUGAGUAACUCCUGGAUUAAGUAGCCAGUCAACUGGGUAUUCAGGUAGGUAGUGGAGUUGUAACACGAUCGCCGUGUGGUUUCAUCGGGGUGAUUGAUGCGUUGCUGCCAUUAGGUCUCAGUCAUCUUAGCUGGGCUGUUUUGGUAUCGUUAAACUGGGACGUUCACCUGGGAUUUGGACAAGCUAGCUCUCCAGAUUAUGACGUCUUUUUACAUUCUUCUUUUAUCAUAUGACAAGACGUUUUAAUGCAAAAAAUUCUUUUUUCAAAGGAUGUUCGAAUAUGAAAGAUUUAACAGCGAAAACGAAGUUACAAAACUAAAUCGUGCAUUAUUAUUGUUCCUUUUAGGUAUCAAGAUCUUCAUACUAAGUCAUACAUUAUGGUUUUUGCCAGCCAGCGCUGGCUUGGUGUACGCUUGGAUUGUCUCUCCGCUCUUUUGACUGCUUCAACGGCUCUUGCUUCAGUUAUUGUAUCACAGGAUGCUGGUAAUUAUACUUGCAUAUGUAAUCAGCAAAUUAAUCCAUGUUUAUAUGAGCUGUUAAAUUUCUUAGAAUAUUAGAACACAUGAAUGGCAUGGCCAGCUAUUUGGAACCACUAGGGGGCGGAGCGGAAGUUGACGUAUGUCAUCAUAUUCCAAUCGGUAAUUGGUUGGCCUGCUUCUCUUUGUUAAGGAUGUCAUGUAAGAGUGUCAUUGACAGAAACAUUUGGCUGCUAAAAUGGGUACAUUGAAUCGCUUAUAUAUUAGCCACGAUUUCUCACAUUUUCCCUGAAAAUCCGCUUAUAAAGCUCUUUAGAUGCUAUUCUGCUCACCCGGUGUCAGUUUUGACAUUUAGGGGCUUUGAGAAGCUUCUUCAAGCAGCUCUAAAAUCUAGAUCAAUGGAUCACACAGUAAAACACACACAAAAAAUAAAUAGUUAUUCCCAGGUUUUUAACCUCCAAAAAAGGCUGAGAAAAGGCCUGGGAAAUACUAAAAUGACGUCAAAUUCGAUGUAAACAGAAAAGGAUUUGUUGAAAAAGACGGCCGGAAUUUAAAAAGUCCUUUACAGGAGCGUCUUUGAAAGGUAUUUAGUCAACGAUGAUUAAUUUCCGGUGAAUUUGGGUGUCUUUGAAAGCAAAAAAAACGCAAAGUAUUCAAUUCGUAAAGAGCCAGAAAUUACGAGGGUGGAAAGUACUACAUUUGGAUUUCAAUUUGCGACCGUGGACUGUAGAGUUUGAUCUAAGAGGAAAACAGGGGCCUGCAGAAAAGAUCAGUGGUUUCCAUGAACUUAAAAGAACAGUAUGGCGGAUUCUUUUACUCGUAUUUAAGAUUUUUGAGAACGAAAACUGCACAGAUUACAAUUCGCACAGCUACAAGACCCUCUCCAAUUUAAACCUUUUGUCACAACUAACAAACUUAGAGCGAGCACCGUGAAAUUCCUUUACCGGAUUUUUCUCAGGGAUCGAUUCAACAAUAAUUUCCAUACAUUUUCCUAUUAGUAAACUUAGGGCGUGUGACUGCAUGAUCAGUGAUGCGUCGCGGGGGGCGAGGUUCCGAAUAGCUGGCCAUUAGUGAGGCUUUUACUUUUUGUACAAAUCUUAAAAUUUGUUUACCGACAUAGAAAGACUAUGUUGACGAUGGAACCUUUUGUCAUUUGAGCUAAGUUAUAAAAUUAUCGUGCUGGUUUUUCAAAGCUAAUUUUUUAUUCGCCUUUUGGCUGAUGAUUGCACGGAACUAACUGGUCAAGUUUUCUUUUCACUGCUUCAAUGCUUACGAAAAAGCUACUUCUGGUAAAAUAGCUCUCGGUAGCUAAUGAAUGAUAUAUGUGGGUCUACAUUCUUUUCUUGAAAUUCAACUACUCCCUUCGGUACCCGUAGUGAAAUUUGAUAUAUGGUAAUUUAGGGUUGGUAAAAAUAGAUAAUUUCUUGAUACGACGAACUACCUUAGAUUCAGCGGUCAGUUUUCAAGAUUACUAUGAGGAAACUAACCGCACUAGGGUUGUGAUAAAGCUUCGCACCUCGCUUGGCGGGCUCGCCACGAAGUGCUUGUACCAGGAAGAAAUACGCCUGGCGUCCAGGGUAGCGAGGGACAGGUGCCGAGAAAAAUCCUCUUGCUAAAAAUGGGGCAGAUGGCACCCACCCCCAGCCUCACCUUAGCCCUCUUAGAGAUAAGUUCUCGGGAAUGCUUUUUUGGAACGCCAGGCAGACGUUCUAGGCAGAAAACAAAAUCUGGUCGAUUGUUCCGUACUAACAACUGGGCAAAAGAUUCUUACUUGUCCUGAACAUUGUAGCAUUUCCGACCAGGAGUCCGUUUCUCGAAAGUCCCGAUAGAUUUUCGGGUCCGGAAAGCUGUUUUAUCUUGGCUGCGUUUGCAUUCAAGUUCAAAGUUUCAAUAAUUCUGAAAAUGAUGCAAUGAAACUAUCAGUUAAAGAAGCAAAAUUGAUUGGUUUGUGAGCUAGGAACUGUUACUAUUUAACUGGUUUAUAUUUUAAAAUUUGCCUUUCGCAUCCCGAAAAGUUGGCGGGCCUUUCGAGAAACAGGCCCCAGGACAUAAUACCAGAGAAAUUUAUUUAUGGUGGAUGAACCAUAGCUUAAUAAACGUAUUCACCUGGUUUUCUUUUAGCUUUUACUGGUCUGGCAUUGGUUUAUGUAGUUCAAAAUGUGCUUUGGACUCAGUACGCAGUUAAGAAAUCAGUUGAAGUCGAAACUCUGAUGACAUCAGUUGAGCGAGUAAUGACGUACACCGAGCUUGAACCUGAACCUGGAUACAAAGUGGAACGAAAACCUCCGGGAAUCUGGCCACAUGAGGGCAAUAUCGCACUUGAAGACGUAUGCCUGACGUACUAUCCGGGGGGUCCUCAAAGUUUAAAGAAUAUUACACUUAAUAUCAAUGGUGGAACUAAGAUCGGGAUUGCGGGUCGGACGGGCGCAGGGAAAUCGUCCUUCGUGGCGGCUCUAAUGCGGAUGCCUGAAGCUGUUGGAGACAUAUUUAUUGACAAUGUCAAUAUAAAAGACAUCACCCUCAGAGAAUCUCGACGAGCAAUAACUGUUCUUGGACAAAAUCCAGCUCUUUUUAAUGGAACGGUGAGGCAAAAUCUUGAUCUGAUGGAGCAAUUUGAAGACGCGGAACUAUGGCGAGCUUUAGAACAGGUGCAGCUGAAAAGUCUUGUAGAGAAUUUGCAAGGUCAGUUGAAUCAUGAAUUACUGGAGCACGGUGAAAACUUUAGUGUUGGAGAAAGACAACUUAUCUGCUUGGCUCGAGUGCUGUUACAGCAAAAGAAAAUCGUCAUUUUGGAUGAGCCAACUGCACACGUGGAUCCGGACACAGAGCAAAAGAUCUGGAAUAUAGUACACGAGAAAAUGAAAAAUUCCACCGUUAUCACUGUUGCACAUCGUUUGAACACAAUAAGAGAUUGCGACAAGAUUUUAGUUUUAAAAAGUGGCGAAGUCGAAGGGUUUGAUAGCUUUGAUGUGCUUGUGAGCAGAAAAGGAGGAAUUUAA